This is a messenger RNA of Seminavis robusta, 1519 nucleotides long. NCBI's taxonomy places the organism in Eukaryota, Bacillariophyta, Bacillariophyceae, Naviculales, Naviculaceae. The record is from the annotation of a GenBank genome assembly.
GAAAGUCCCAUGGCACGAGCUUGUACAGCGUCCUUCGUUGGCGUCGCCAGCCACAAAUCCGUGUUGGUCGUACAGAACAAUAUUCAACUUACGUUUCUUGACUCAAAAGCAGGAAACAUAAUCACACAUUUCCUCAAGAGCGACAUGAAGAUUUCCCAAGCCCAAGCUAACUUUACCUUCCCACAAUGACGGGAUGUAGUGUUCCGAAUCAUGCUUCAUGGCCAAACGAGCUCUUGCCAUCAGACUGUCAUUAUUUAGCAAGAAUCAUCCAUUACUGGCAACAACCUACAAUGAUAUUGGAUUGGUUCUGAAUAAAAUAGGUGAUUUUGAAGUUGCUCUGUCAAUGCAUGAGAAAGCUUUUGCCAUUAGAUUGUCAGCAUUGGGCAAGAAUCAUCCUGAUGUGGCAACCACCUACAAUGACAUUGGGCUUGUCCUGGAUGAUGUGGGUGACUUAGAAGGUGCAUUGACAAAGCAUGAAGAAGCUCUUGCAAUUCGAAUUUCAGCAUUGGGCAAGGAUCAUCCUGAUGUGGCAUCCACGUACAACAAUAUUGGGCUUGUUCUGCAUAAAAUGGGGCACUAUGAAGUUGUCUUGUCCAAGUAUGAGGAGGCUCUUGCCAUUGAAUUGUCAUUAUUGGGCAAGAAUCAUCCAAAAGUGGCAUCCACCUACAACAAUAUUGGCUCUCUUCUAUAUUGCACAGGUGACUGCAAAGGUGCGUUGACAAAGCACGCGGAAGCUCUUGCAAUUCGAAUUUCAAUAUUGGAAAAGGGUCUUCCCUCAGUGGCAAACAAUAUUGGUACUGUUCUGCAGACGAUGGGUGACUAUAGAGGUGCUUUGGCAAAGCAUGAGGAAGCUCUUGCCAUUAAAUUGUCAGUACAUGGCAAGGAUCAUCCCUCAGUGGCAACCACAUACAACAAUAUUGGGCUUGUUUUGGAUGAGAUGGGUGACUAUGAAGGUGCUUUGUCAAAGUAUGAAGAAGCUCUUGCCAUUGAUUUGUCAGCAUUGGGAAAGAAUCAUCCUGAUUUAGCAACCACCUACAACAAUAUUGGUUCUGUAUUCUAUUCUAUGGGUGACUAUGAAGGUGCUUUGGCAAAGUACGAGGAAGUUCUUGCCAUUAGCUUGUCCGCGUUGGGCAAUACUCAUCCUGAUGUGGCAAGCACCUACCACAACAUUGGUCUUGCUCUGAGUAAGAUGGGUCGCCACAGAGGUGCCUUGGCAAAGUAUGAGGAAGCUCUUGCCAUUAGCUUGUCAGCAUUGGGCAAGAAUGAUCAUGAGGUGGCAACCACCUACGCCAGCAUUGGUGUUGUUCUCUAUGAUGUUGGUGACUAUGACGGUGCCUUGUCAAAACAUGAGGAAGCUCUUGCCAUUCGAUUGUCAGCAUUGGGCGAGAAUCAUCCUGAGGUGGCAGCCAGUUACAACAACAUUAGGGCUGUUUUAUAUUGCGUGGGUGACUACUCUGGAGCCUUGUUGAAAUUUGAGAAGUGCCAUUCGGGAGCAAGCUUUGGGAUCAGAUCAUCCUGA